AUGAUGUCAAAGGACAUCGCUACCCCUAACCCUUCCUUCAGGGUCUACUACGGCGGCGCACCGGGCUCCGUCCCCUUCACCUGGGAAUCCGCACCUGGAACUCCCAAGCACCACCUCGACGACGACGACGACGACUCCAAUCUCCCGCCCUUGACUCCGCCGCCUUCCUUCUACUCCUCCUCCAACCACUCCCGCCGCCGCUCCUCCGCCGCCAUGAGGCUGCCCAACUUCCUCUUCAGAUCCCUUUUCCCCAAAACCGGAGCGGCAGCCUCGAGUCGGGGGUUGAGGUCCUCUGCCGCAUCUUCUUCUUAUUCUUCUCAGUAUUCCGAUCGAAAUUACAAUUCCAAUUGCUCGCUGUCCUACUCCUCCUCCUCCACGUCAUCAUCGUCUUCCUCCUCCGGGCGCUCCCCUGACGCGCACGGGAGGAAUGCGUGGCGGAGCCGGUGCUUCUCCUGCUCUGGGCUGCACGGCCGCCGCCGCCACGACGACGUAUUGGAUGAAGAAGGUAAAGGAGGAAGCGCUAUAAAGAAGCGAAGGUCGGUGUCUCUGGGAAGAUGGUGUUCCUUUGGGAGGGUGAGAAACGCUGUGUUGUCAUCAUAG
Messenger RNA from Linum tenue, 600 nucleotides. The record is from the annotation of a GenBank genome assembly. Lineage: Eukaryota; Viridiplantae; Streptophyta; Magnoliopsida; Malpighiales; Linaceae.